AUGGAAUGCUCUGCGCAAAACGAGUCCUUGUCCACUUCUCCGCCGAUUUUAGACAAUGCAUAUUACUUCAUCGAGGCAACGAGGUCGCUUCUUGACGAAGGUGAUGUCACCGCUCUCGAUACUCUCGCCAGCCGGCUCAGUCCGUUCAGAAUUCAAUACCGGUCAGUAGUCGAAGGAGAUAUCAUCUCGGUCAAACCAGUACUGGUCCUUGAGCAUGAGCAAUCCCCAAUGCAGAUGGAAAUCGACCGAAUCGACCGGCUUUGA
Messenger RNA from Metarhizium brunneum ARSEF 3297, 264 nucleotides. Lineage: Eukaryota; Fungi; Ascomycota; Sordariomycetes; Hypocreales; Clavicipitaceae. The record is from RefSeq and is a predicted model, not a curated record.